AUGGCGGCACAAGCAACCGAGAGCACGGCGCAACCGACACUUACUCGGAGCGAGCCCCACAGUGAACCCGAACACAGCAACCAGAUGCGCGACCACGAAGGCGACCAGCAGAGCCAGAGACGACAGCCGAGGCCCAAGACCGGGACGGAAGAGAAGAUUGCGAAGGAAACGCCGCCGUUGAACCUGGACGCACCGGCCUCGGGGCUGGAUGUCGCGCAACGGGACCCGGACAAGCACGCAGCGCGGAGGUCGAAACAGACUGCGGUGGCUCGGGCCGAAUACCGGAACGGCUCCGAGCGGUCGCAUCAGCCGCAGAACGAGCACCAGGUCGCGCCGCAGAACCGACAAGUGGACAACAAAAGCAAGGGCGGCGCGCCUUCAGUGCGCCUCGACAUGGAUCUGGACGUCGACAUUGACCUCAAAGCAAAGAUCAAAGGCGACAUCGAAUUAUCCAUAUUGGGCGGCAAGCAGAGCAGGCGAUGA
This is a messenger RNA of Colletotrichum navitas, 483 nucleotides long. RefSeq lists its product as uncharacterized. The coding region runs from base 1 to 483 and encodes 160 amino acids. NCBI's taxonomy places the organism in Eukaryota, Fungi, Ascomycota, Sordariomycetes, Glomerellales, Glomerellaceae. The record is from RefSeq and is a predicted model, not a curated record. The transcript is spliced from 2 exons.